Molecule: messenger RNA, 914 nt
Organism: Symbiodinium necroappetens
Lineage: Eukaryota; Dinophyceae; Suessiales; Symbiodiniaceae
Source: the annotation of a GenBank genome assembly
AUGCUCGAUGGCGAUUUGGAGCAAAGCGAGGACAUUGAGCAUUCACGAGGUCAGAUCCUGUGUAUGACAAUGAUUUCGCGAGUUUAUUCCGGUGGGCUUUUCUUUGCAAUGCCGCUCCGUUCCGGCCGUGCCAAGGAGGAGCUUGGCAAAAUGAUGGGCUUCCUCAUCAAUAUGCUGGUCUUCUGCAAGAUGGUAUCGGUUCGAUGCAUUUAUGUGCUGCCCUACGACCUGUGGGAUAGCUUCCGCAAGCACCCUCGGACUGAGGAGGUCUGGGAGCCCCUUGAGUUGACGAAGGAGAUUGUGACGAUGGCCGCCUUCGGUAGCCGUGCCCAGAACCCGAUGGUGCUUGUUGGCCAUGAUCGCUUCGUCAUCAGCUGCAUGCGGUACAUGUCGGCCCAGAUGCUACCGUUCCGAAGCUUGAGCACCAGGCGAUUGGGCGGCUUCCGCCUCGGGGAUCGCAAGGUCGAGAAUGGCUUCCCCGGCACCUUUAUCUACGCCUUGGUGGAUGUGGUGAUGCUCCGGUACCGCCGCGAUUGGGAGGACUUUUCUCCCAGGAACCUGGGGCGACUUUUGGACCGGCUGGCCCACAACCUGAUGGCUCAGGAUUUGGACGAGGUGCUGGUAGUCAACACUCGACGAAAUUAUGGUGCUAUGUUCCCGAAGACGAGAAUGUUCGACGUCGAGUUCCAGGUGGCUGCUCCUCCUGUGGUGUUGACCACUGAUGGGGACCGAUGUUCCGGGUGCCCCACGUCUGGCGAUUUGCAAUCGAAGAGCUAUUUGGGCAUCAUUGGCUUUGCCAUCAUGACUAUUCAGCUAUUCCAAUCGACACUCUCCACGAAGAGCCUUGGCUCAGCAGCGGAGGAGCCCCAGGAGCCGAACAGUGCCCGCAUGUUCCUCAUGGAGACAGCGAAGAG